CAGGCACGGGCACAGCGUCGCGUAGAUGCUCCCUCGCCUUGCCUGCCUGGCUUCUUCUCUUCCCUCCCCCACCUCUGACCUCUGCCACCCCAAUACCCCAUUAAUACGAACCCCCAUCCAUCCCCCUCCCCACUCCACCCCCUUCCCAGCUCCCUCCUUUUUGCCCCCCUACCUUCCAACCAUCCAAGAAACCCCCACAAAGCCAACCCACCCAUGCCCCAACGCCACGCCAAAACAGAAGCCAAGAAGCUGUGAUACUGCUAGCCCAGAAGCUGCAUACUAGUACAAACAAAUUGGAUUGGGUUGGUGCUGCCCACUGGUAGUGAGAGCUACCGCCAUGGACGGGGAGGGAGUAGCCAAGAACGAGCGGAAGGGAGGAGGCGGUGGCGGAGCGGUUGGUUUUAGUAGUGGUGGUGGUGGCACCAAUGGGAGGAGUAGGUGGAAGGGAGGCGGCGGCGGAGGCUACAGGCAGCACCCGAUCAUCCAGGCCUACCCGGCGCUCCUGCCGCUGCCUAUACACGCCCCGCACGCGCAUGUCAACGGCGCCGUCACGCUGCCUCUUCCGCCGCCGGUGUUGCUGUACCUGCACCAGCCCCCGCCGCCGCUGCCGCUGCUGCCCCUGCUCCCCAAGGCGGCGGCUUGGUGCUACGGAAAGCCCAACGGGGGCCCGCCGCAUAGUAGGGGGGCUAUGUGGAGAUCGAAGAAGCCGCCCCCGCCGCCGCACGCCGUCACCGCCGCGCUGCUGCCGCUCCCGCGGGAUGCCGAGGUGCUUCAGCACAAAAAGUUCUUCAUACAUGAGAAGCAAAAAUCUGACAUUCAAGCAAAUCAUGUAAACACCCUUCAGAAUCUUUCUACCACUACAGGGGGACCUACCAUUGCACCCAGACCUGACAUGGGUGGGGUUAAGGGAACCAUAAUACCUCUUUGUGCAAAUCAUUUCCUUGUGCAAUUUGACCCCAGCCAGAAGAUUUUCCAUUAUGAUGUUGACAUAUCCCCACGCCCGUCAAAGGAAACAGCUAGAAUGAUCAAGAACAAGCUAGUUGAAGAAAAUUCAAGUGUUCUCUCAGGUGCCCUGCCGGCCUUCGAUGGUCGCAAGAACCUGUAUAGUCCUAUUGAGUUUCAACGGGACAGGCUUGAGUUUGUUGUAAGUCUUCCAGUUGCAUCAGCGCGAUUUAGAGAAGCUAAAGAGAAGAGCCAUAGCCUUAACAAGCAGAAACUUAAGCUUUUCAGGGUGAACAUCCGACUAGUUUCGAAGCUAAGUGGUGAGGACUUGAACAAUUAUUUGAAUGAAGAGAAGGAUGGCAUUCCUCUUCCUCAAGAUUACCUCCAUGUAUUGGAUAUCAUCCUGCGAGAAGGUGCUAUGGAAAGUUCUAUUCCUGUAGGCCGGUCUUUUUAUGCACGCUCCAUAGGAGAAGUAAGGGAGAUUGGUGGUGGGGCUGUUGUAUUAAGAGGUUUCUUUCAGAGCCUGAAGGCGACUAAGCAAGGUCUAGCCCUUAAUGUUGAUCUCUCACUCACAGCGUUCCAUGAGAGCACAUGCAUAAUUGCAUACUUGCAGAAACGCUGUGACUUCUUGAAGGACCUUUCCCAGAACAAGACUAGGGCUUUGUCAGAAGAUGAGAGGAGGGACGUGGAGAAAGCAUUGAAGAAUGUUUGGGUUUUUGUGUGCCACCGUGAGACUGACCAAAGGUACCUUGUGCAAAGCUUGACUGAGCAGACAACUGAGAAUCUCAAGUUUAGAGAUCGAAGUGGGAAGGAUUAUAUGGUGGUGGAUUACUUCAAAGAGCACUACAAGCAUGAUAUACAAUUCAGGAACCUGCCUUGCUUACAGGUUGGUAGGAGCAAGCCAUGCUACGUGCCAAUGGAGCUGUGUGUGGUUUGUGAGGGCCAGAAGUUUCUUGGCAAGCUCUCAGAUGAACGAACCUCCAAGAUCCUCAAAAUGGGGUGCCAAAGACCAAGUGAAAGAAAGGGGAUCAUAAAGGGUGUUGUCGAAGGAGCAUUUUCUGCAGGAAGCAAUUCUUAUGCUGAUCAAUUCAAUCUCCAAGUGUCAAAGGACAUGACACAACUCUCGGGGAGGGUUCUCUUGCCACCAAAACUAAAACUCGGUAAUGGUGGGCGUAUUAAGGAUGUAACACCAGAUAGAUUUGAUCGGCAAUGGAACUUGAUGGACAGCCAUGUUGCCGAGGGUUCCAAGAUCAUGAGCUGGUCCUUGAUAAGCUUUGGUGGCACCCCAGAGCAGCAUUCUUUAAUUCCAAAGUUUGUCAACCAGCUAUCAAGCCGAUGUGAGCAGCUUGGAAUUCUACUCAACAGGAAAACUGUUGUUAGCCCGUUGUUUGAACGGAUACAACUCCUGAACAAUGAGGGCAUUUUGGAGAGCAAGCUCAAGAAAAUUCAAGAAGCUGCUUCAAGCAAUCUACAAUUGCUAAUCUGUGUCAUGGAGCGGAAGCACCGGGGCUAUGCUGAUCUGAAGCGUAUUGCAGAAACAUCUAUCGGUGUUGUGACACAGUGUUGCCUGUACGCCAACUUAAGCAAGCUGACCUUUCAGUUCCUGGCCAAUUUAGCGCUGAAGAUAAAUGCAAAGCUUGGUGGAUCCAAUGUGGCCCUCUACAACAGCUUGUCAUGCCAAAUUCCUAGAAUAUUUUCAGACGAGGAGCCAGUGAUGUUCAUGGGUGCUGAUGUGACACACCCGCAUCCGCUAGACGAUUGGAGUCCAUCAGUGGCCGCUGUAGUUGCAAGCAUGAAUUGGCCAUCAGCAAAUAAGUACAUCUCCAGGAUGAGGUCCCAGACACACCGGAAAGAAAUCAUCGAGCACCUUGAUGUGAUGGCUGGUGAACUGAUUGAAGAGUUCCUGAAAGAAGUUGGCAAGCUUCCAAGUAGAAUUAUUGUCUUCAGAGACGGUGUGAGUGAGACGCAGUUCUACAAGGUAAUGAAGGAGGAGCUGCGUGCAGUGCAUCUGGCAUGUUCGAGAUACCCAGGCUACAAGCCAUCGGUCACAUUCGUCGUAGUUCAGAAGAGGCAUCACACUAGGCUCUUCCGCAGGGAGAAGAAUGGCUGUUCGACACACUACUCUGACCAGAAUGUACCACCAGGAACGGUGGUUGACACUGUGAUCACGCACCCAAGGGAGUUCGACUUCUACCUGUGCAGCCACUGGGGCACGAAGGGGACGAGCAGGCCGACGCAUUACCAUGUUCUGUGGGAUGAGAACAACUUCCAGUCCGAUGAGAUGCAGCAGAUGGUUUACAAUCUUUGCUACACUUUUGCACGGUGCACCGGGCCAGUCUCUCUUGUUCCACCGGUGUACUAUGCACACCUUGCUGCAUAUAGAGGUAGGCUGUACCUUGAUAGAUCGGAUGCAACGGCCACCAGGCAGACAACUUUGUACAGAGCGACUCCAAUGCAGACUGCACCAGCAGCACCGCUCCCUAAGCUUAGGGACAGUGUGAAGAGUCUGAUGUUCUACUGCUGACCCUUGUGCCUUAUAAUGGUUAUAAACUGUAUUUCUCAUAUAUAUUCUCAUUGCGGUAUAUCGCUUGCCUUAUUCUGAAGUAUUCUGUAUUUGUCUGAAUUUGGAAACAUGUAUAGUGUUUCUGGAGAGCAAUCAGGUUUGCAUGAUUACAUCUUGCAGUGGUAGCAUGCUGGUACUUGGGGCUUUGCAAAAUUCUGAUACGUAACUGUGGGCUUUUCCA
Phragmites australis (common reed) is the source of this 3686-nucleotide messenger RNA. Its product is annotated as protein argonaute 7-like. Bases 338 to 3466 code for a protein of 1042 amino acids. Gene Ontology annotation, biological process: regulatory ncRNA-mediated post-transcriptional gene silencing. Gene Ontology annotation, cellular component: cytoplasm. The record is from RefSeq and is a predicted model, not a curated record. Gene Ontology annotation, molecular function: protein binding; RNA binding. Lineage: Eukaryota; Viridiplantae; Streptophyta; Magnoliopsida; Poales; Poaceae. The transcript is spliced from 3 exons.